UGCGCCGCCGCGGAGCGCGCAGCGCGGGCGGACGAUGGAACUCCACAUCCUGGAGCACCGGCUGCAAGUUGCCAGCGUCGCCAAGGAGAGUCUCCCGCUCUUCACCUACGGCCUGGUCAAGCUCGCCUUCCUGUCCUCCAAGACCAGGUGCAAGUUCUUCAGCCUGACGGAGACGCCGGAAGAUUACACCAUCAUCGUGGAUGAGGAGGGCUUCCUAGAGCUGCCCUCCUCGGAGCACCUGAGCGUGGCCGAUGCCACCUGGCUGGCCCUGAACGUGGUGUCCGGCGGCGGCAGCUUCUCUAGCUCCCAGCCCAUCGGCGUGACCAAGAUCGCCAAGUCGGUCAUCGCCCCACUGGCCGAUCAGAACAUCUCGGUGUUUAUGCUGUCCACCUACCAGACGGACUUCAUCCUGGUGCGCGAGCGAGACCUGCCCUUCGUCACCCAUACUUUGUCGUCCGAGUUCACUAUCCUGAGGGUCGUCAAUGGCGAGACAGUGGCGGCCGAGAACCUGGGCAUCACCAACGGCUUCGUGAAGCCCAAGAUGGUCCAGAGGCCGGUCAUCCACCCACUGUCAAGCCCAAGCAACAGGUUCUGUGUGACCAGCCUGGACCCCGACACGCUGCCCACUGUGGCCACCCUCCUCAUGGACGUCAUGUUCUACUCCAAUGGAGUGAAGGACCCCGUGGCGGCCAGCGGUGACGACUGUGGCCACAUCCGCUUCUUCUCCUUCUCCCUCAUCGAGGGCUACGUCUCCCUGGUGAUGGACGUCCAGACACAGCAGAGGUUUCCCGGAAACUUGCUGUUCACCAGCGCGUCCAGGGAGCUGUGGAAGAUGGUGCGCAUCGGAGGGCAGCCGCUGGGAUUCGAUGAAUGCGGCAUCGUGGCCCAGAUCUCCGAGCCCCUGGCCGCGGCCGACAUUCCUGCCUACUACAUCAGUACCUUCAAGUUCGACCACGCGCUGGUUCCAGAAGAGAACAUCAGUGGCGUCAUCAGUGCCCUGCAGGUCAGUCAGGCCGCGAAGCACUAUUCGCACUAGGAGGGCCUCUCCGCGCGCCGAGCCCGGCCCCCACCCCAAGAUUGUUCUCGCAGUAUUUCUCCACGGACUGGAAAAGCGGCCUCCGAGACCCCGAGGCAGGGGCCUCUGGGACACCCCCUGCCUCCCCCCACUGCGGCCCACACCAGGGCCUCUCCCAGGCCCCCCUUCCUGCCUUCCCCGAACCCUCCGGCCCCCCCAACCACGACCCGCCCCUGCUCGCAGCCCCACCCGCAGAAGACGAGCUGGGGGGGCAAGGAGCUGGGACCCCCCUCCGCCUCCUCAUGCCGCCCGGAAAGAAGGAAGCUGAUGGAGACACUGCGGCGCCCUGGGGGGCUGAGCGUGGGAGCCCCCGGAACCCCCCUGAGGCCCCCCUCCACAGCCUUGGGAUCGUCAGCUCAGGGCCGGCUCCCUGGGACACGCGCGCACGCACGGCGGGGCUUGAGUGAGGGAGGCGGCCAGCAAGACUGUGCAGAGGGACCCUGUGCGGCCCCUCUCCCCGCGGGGAGGAAGGAAUCCCAGGAAACCCACCAGCUCCUGUGCUCUCUGCUCCCCCCGGCCCCUCCUCGGGCAGGCACAGCCUCAGUUUCCCCCCAGCAGGGGCGUCCCCAGCAUCCCAGACCUAGACCAGCACAGGGCUCCGCCGCGGUCCUGCCCACUCCCAGGGGACGUGGAAGGUCUCUGCUCCCAGCACCCUUGCCUGCCUGCCCCCACCGCCCGGGGCUGUGGGCACUCAGGACUGGCUUGACCUGGGAGGCAGCUUAACUGAGCCUUAAUAGACGAAGUCGUGCUUUGUUUUAGUUCUUAUUUAAUGUAUUUGCGCCCGGGCUGCUGUUGAAAUCGAGAGAUGAGGCCAAGCUGAGGUCUUCAGCCAGGGGGCCCCCCCGGGAGCUCCGUGUUGCCCUCCUUUGUGCGUGGCAGCUGGGAGCAGGGAUCUGGUGCAGAUCCCACAAUGCCCUGGAGGCAAGUUGGUGGCUCUGACGGGACCUCCCGAGCCAGCCUGGUUGUGUCCAGGCAUCCCGGGGGCCAGCCCAGAGGUGGGCAGCAGGUGGCAGCCCGCGAGGGGCGGGGGCUCUUGUCCAGGAGGACCCGGAGCUUCUGUGUGCGCUGUGUGGGGAGCCUGCGAGGAUCUUGCUGUGUGGGGUGAGCUGGGUUGUGCUCUUCCCGGAAGGUCAGAGGGGAGGAAGUGUUGGCCUGUCCUCGCGAGGGGCUCCCGUGGGCCCCGCUGUCUCCCCUCUUCCCAGCUGGGUGGGACAGCAGGAGGGGCUGUUCUGUAGGUUCCCUGGGACUGCACAGGACCCACCCCACUCUUUAGGAACCCGCCCCCCUUUGACUCUAAGUUAAUUCAUUUUGCACAAAAGCUCCCAAAACAAACCAAAUCUUGUCCGUUGUCUGCUGGUCCCCAGAGGUGGCCGAGUGAGCCCUGGCAGUGGCGGAAGCCCCCUCUCUUGACCUCGGAAGGCCUGGGUUGCCCGUAGCGUGGCUCUCCCAGCCCCAUCCAGCCCUGGGCAGCCCCGGGCCCCGCCCCCUACCCUCCCCCCCCCCCCGUCACGUGUCCCUAGACCUCCUAGGACCUGUCCCUUGUACGCGCCUAUGAAUACCUGUGUUUUAUGUUGAUAGAGCUCUAUACUGUAAAUAGCAUAUAUACUUGAGCAAUAUAUACGUUAAUAUAUACUGUGUGCGCGCGUGGGGGUGGGCCCGGGGCCCCCCGCCCGUGGUCUCUGCCGUGCACGCAGGCACGAUUUUGAGCUGCCGUCUAUUUUUAAUUCAAGUAUAUAGGCAAUACGAUGACUAGAGAAACCCAGAGGGUCCCUGCGACCUGACCAGAGAGAAAACAAAACCAGCAAACCCAGGAGCCAGCAUCCGGGACCCGCCGUGCUCUGGGUCGUGGGUCUCGCACCCCGACUCCCCAGCCAAGGCCUUUGGUCGGAGCGGAGUUGGGGGGAUGGGGGGCAGGGAGACGUUGGUCCGGAGAGAGGAGCGGUUGGAAAUUUUUCCUUCCACACAGAGCAGCCCCCCGCCCCUGCCCUCGGUCAGGGACCCCGCUUCACCUGCUGACCCCAAUGCUGGCCGCUCACUCGGUGUGUGUAGUUUUGGGGUUUUUUUUCUUUUUUUUAAACCUGCAAGCUUAGAAACCUCAGGUUCUCCUCCCAGGUCUCCUGGGGACUGGCCGAGAAAGGCACACGUGACCUUGAUGUUGUGUCUGGGAGGGGGCGUGGCAUGAGAGCACCGUGCUCCGGCCUCCUGGGGGGAGCCAUCGCCCCUGGGGACCCCACUUCUUGGCCACAGUGCACCCCGAGCUCUUCCCAUGCCCUCCUCCUGGUUGUGUGAAAGCUGGCUUCGUCCUCGUCUCCAUGUCCCGUGUGUAGUGUGGUCUCGCUGCGGGCUCUUAGGAGGAAGUCAGGGCGGGGGGUGGUCAGUGGCUGUCCCAGGGGCCGGCUGCCCUUGUCUGAUUCCCAUGCCACCUGCCAUCUCCUGGCUUGUUACGUGAGAGGGUCUCUCCAGCUGCCCCCUCGGAGGACGCCUGGCCCUGCCCCAGCCUCAGAGGGGGCCCGCAAGCCUCCUGGCUCUGGCUGGUGAGGACUGGGGGAGGGGCAGGAAAUGGGACCCCCCCCCCCUAUUGAGUCUGCAGGGGCAGGGCAGGCUGGUGAGCCGGGAGCUGCUCCCUGGGCUGCAGGGGUCUAAACACCACCCUCACCCUCACCUGCUCCAUCCCUGCACGCUGCAGACAGCAUCGACCCCCCUCUCCCCAGUGAUCAAGACCCCUUCCCGCUCAGCCCUAUACACGGGGCUCCCCGAGCUCCCAGGCCUGACCCGGCAAAGGUUCUGGCAUGGCCCCUUCCUCCAGGGAGACCUCCAGAGCCUCCGAAAGGCACAGCCCAUGCUGCUGCCCUCAGUUCAGGGCACAGGGCAGCGCUGGGGGGCCCUGGAGCCUCCCAAACCAGCAGCAUGUGUCACCUCCCUGGCCCACGGCAGCCGGGGACACUUGGUCUGGCGGGGCUUGUUCCCUGUCCCAGCAAGGGUCCCCUCUGCCCGAUGCAUGCUCUUGGGAAAUGAACACCCCCCACCCCCGGAGGAGUCCCUGGGCCACCUUGCUGAGCCUCCAGAUCUGGCCACGGGGGCCAGGAAGGCUUUUCCUGGCUGGCCCCAGCUACGAGGGGCAGGGGGUACAACAGAGCAUGCCAGCCCUGGGGCGGGGGAAGUCGAGACCACCCCCCAAGGGAGACAGGCACUAGGGUCUGGGGUGGCUUGGGGAGCAAAGCCUGGUGAGGGGAACAGGGUCUCCGUCUUGGAAGACCAAGCUUUGGCUUCCAAAGCGGGGAUCCGCCCACAGCUGGCCUGGAGGGAGGUGGGCGGCCGGGGCAAGGGGAGCCCAGCCCUUUUCCUGCCUUUUUUCUUUGACUGUCAAACCAAGACAAGUGGGACUCUCCCUCCAGGCCCCCCUAGGGAGGUGGCCGCCUUGGUGGGGAGGUGGGGCCGAGGGCACCAGGAGGGCCCUCACCCCCACCCUUGCCAGGGGCUGGGACACCCGCAGGGGUCUGUGGCGCUUGUUGUAAGUGGACGGGCGAAUGCAGGAGCCACGGGUGCAGGUGGUCCUUGCUCCCCCGCGAGGGACAGGACACUGUUCUGUGCAUGUUUAGACAAACACGGGUGUGUGUGAGCAUGUGUGUGUGUGUGUGAGAGAGAGCACACGUGUGCUUGUGUGAAGCUUGCACCAGGCUCACUCAGUACAGCGGUGGUGGAGGGGGUGGGGUGGAGUGCGGUGGGUGGAGACCCUAGAGGUGGGGGCAGAGCUGUCCCCAGCAGGGCUGUGGCUCCCCAGCACCAGGCCUGCCUGCCCACGUGCACUGUUCCAGGGCCCCGGGUCCUGAAGAGCAAGGUCACGGGGCGGGGUUGCCACCUCGCCAGCAGAGCCCGGGCCAGCAAAAGGUGCAUACCCCAGGUAGGGGUAGGAUGAAAAGGCCAAGUUCCCCUCUGCUGCCUCGGUUUACCCAUAUUCAGAAACGGGCCACAGAGAGUUGAGCAGGGUUGGCUCCAAAAAAAAACAAAACCAAACCAUCCCGAGCCCUCCUCUUGUUGCUGUAUGCCAAAAUCAUUUCCGUUACCCCUGAGGUGGAGGAGCAGGGAGUGGUCCGUGCACUUGGGGGGGGUAGGGAGGCCUGUGUCCUGCCCCGGAAGUCGUCUUGGGGGGGGAGGUGGGGCACCUCCUGGCCACGCCCUUCCGGCCUUUGCCCCACCUGCCGUGCCCAGGUCACCAGCAACAGAGGAUGCACCCACGGUAGGGGGGCCGGUGGGGGGAGAACUGGCGGGCCGCCCACAGACCCUCUAGACUCAUGUACUGUAUGAUGGAGAGGAAAAAAAAAGUACCUAAUGUUUCCCCCCCCAAAAAAAAAGACAGUAUAUUUUGUACUUUGUAAAGUGUUCAUUAAAAUGAAGACGAAAAAGG
Molecule: messenger RNA, 5480 nt
Organism: Lepus europaeus (European hare)
Lineage: Eukaryota; Metazoa; Chordata; Mammalia; Lagomorpha; Leporidae
Gene: CASTOR2
Product: cytosolic arginine sensor for mTORC1 subunit 2
Exons: 9
Coding region: 35-1036 (333 amino acids)
Biological process (GO): negative regulation of TORC1 signaling; cellular response to L-arginine
Cellular component (GO): cytosol
Source: RefSeq, a predicted model, not a curated record